AAACCCUAAACAUCCGGUACUGUUUCCCAUGGAAACGAAACCUGUGCGGAAACCUACCAAGGCUAGAUCGCCACAGUAACAUGAAAAUGCAAUGCCAGCUGUAAAAUUCAAGUAGUGAAUACAUUGAAAUAUCAAUAUAUAACCUUAUAAUUACGGACCCUGCAAUGUGCACGAAAAUGAAUCCUGAUCGUUUCAAUCCUACCCUCUCAGUUGAUGAGUACCUUGCUGAGACCAACGUGCUUUUCUACCUGAACGAUGCUGUGACCCAGCUUCUGGAGCACAAGGAGGAAUACACCCAGUUUGGCAUCGUCCGUUACUUUUCAGAAUACUUUAGCAGUGUGAAGAACGGCAACCAUGUACUGUUCAGAGAGUUCGGCUACAUCAAGGCCACAGCUCAUAACAGGGCCUCCUUCAUCCGUGUCCUCUGGAGGUGCUUCCGACAGAUCGGGAAGAACGGAGACCUCCUGGCCAUGUUGGAGUACAGCUCCCUUCUGCAGCUCCUCUGUCCAGACUUUCCAGUGGAGAUGGUACAACAUGCAGCAAGGAUAGUGCUAAUGGAUGAUGCCAUGGACUGCCUCAUGUCCUUCUCGGAUUUCCUCUUCUCUUUCCAAAUCCAGUUCUACUUUGAAGAGUUCCUGGAGAGUAUUGCUGUGAUCUACCAGGACCUGCUGUCAGGGAAAAGCCCCAACACUGUGAUCGUCCCCACCUCUACCUCAGUGGAACAGCUCCCCCAGGUGGCUACAGAGGAAACUGAGGCCCAGGAAGGAGUGGACUCUUCUGUCUUUGGAGAGUGCAUCGAGGGGCUUUGUGAAAGGUUCAAACACAACCAUCCUUCUACAUCUGCCAUUAGAGAGGUUCUGGAGCAAACACAGAGAGUGACAUUCUAUGGCUUUGUGAUGGCUCUGGUCAGACAUGAGGGUGUCAACCAGGACAUUGGUGCCCUGCCAAACAAGUUAGAGCUUCUGAUUGACCCUGAGAUGGACCAGGAGGUGGAGAAACUCAUUGCACAGAUCGCUAUCAGUCCUACAUCCAACAGCAGCAGCAGUGCACCAGGACACAAGGAGCCCCCUAGGAAGGCCUCCCCACGCAAGUCCCUUCACCACCGCAAGAGGAUCGAGAUGGAGAGUGACGGAUCCACAGAGGAGACAGACUCCUCAGAGAACUGAGCCUGGACUGAGGCUGACCUCCCAAUGGCCCUUUGCCUCCCAUUAACACACUUAUACUUCCACUGAUGGACUAAACUUGUCAGUGACUCCGUUACAACUAUAGUUUCUGUGUUACAACUGUGUACUUUAGGCAUAUUUCUCUAGGCCAAUUUCUGUAGAACUGUUAUAUAUUUUGUACCAUGAAAACCUGUCUGAUGAUUGUAUUCCUUGUCUGAAAAGUGUGAAAGUUUCUACAGGUUGGAACUAUAAUUCAGUAUUCCCUACAUAGUAAUACGCAUUAUUUUCUGUAGUUAUUUAUGAUGUGAUAUAUCUGUAUGUAAUUUAUGAUUACCAACCCUGUAUCAACUAAUAUAAAGAUUGUUGCUGUGUCA
Molecule: messenger RNA, 1537 nt
Organism: Coregonus clupeaformis (lake whitefish)
Lineage: Eukaryota; Metazoa; Chordata; Actinopteri; Salmoniformes; Salmonidae
Product: UPF0705 protein C11orf49 homolog
Exons: 9
Coding region: 165-1166 (333 amino acids)
Source: RefSeq, a predicted model, not a curated record